Molecule: messenger RNA, 3563 nt
Organism: Caretta caretta (loggerhead turtle)
Lineage: Eukaryota; Metazoa; Chordata; Testudines; Cheloniidae
Product: SLAM family member 8
Cellular component (GO): membrane
Source: RefSeq, a predicted model, not a curated record
UACACACUGACCUGUGCCCUGCAUACUCUCUCGUGUACCAAUGGAUAAUCAGUUAAUUAAUAAUGGUGCUAAGCUCCUGGAUACACAGACCCCUAGAGGGUGUGCCAUGAUGCAGUGUUGCUCCUCCCCAUCUCCCAGCAUCUGCUUCUGCUAUCAGGAUCAGCGCAGAGACACCCAGAGAGUGGUGAAGACAUGGAGGUGUCCAGCAAAAAACCCUCUCUCCCUUUAUUGCUAGUGACGCUGAUCAGCCUCUCUCCAGAUAUCCUGGUUGCCCAAGCACCGACUCCCCGCCACCUGGUGAAUGGGACUCUGGGAGGAUCGGUCAUGCUGUCUGUGGAUCUAUCCCCCGGGAAAAAGGUGAAAAAAAUUGAAUGGAGCUUUAAGGCUGGGACAGGUGCGACGAUCCAGCUGGCUGAGUUCAAUGGGGAGAAGUUUGAGCGACCGGAUCCCAGCGACAGAUUUCAGCAGAGGCUAGAAAUGUACAAGACCUCGCUGAGGAUCAAGGCUCUGGAGCUGGGCGAUAGCGGAGUUUAUGAGGCCCGGGUUAAGAUCAUACCAGCAACUGUGGAGGAUCAGGCCUUUCUCCUCACGGUCUAUGAGCCGGUGCCGCAGCCCCGGAUCCGGAGUCAGCUGCUCGCCAGCACGCUGGAGGGGUGCAACGUCACACUGCAAUGCCAGGUCUCGGGGAAGGGAAAUGUGAGCAUCUCCUGGGGGAAAGAGAACCCAGUCCAAGAGCUGGAUCCGGCUCGGCACCAGCUCUCCCCUGAUGGCAGGACGCUCCAGCUGUCUGUGCUGCCCAGCUCCCGGAAUGCCACCUACACCUGCACGGUCAGCAACCCCGUGGAUCAGAAGAUCGUCUCCUUCGACCUGCAGAGCAUCUGCCGCAGUGGAGAUGCAGACGUGUCCUUCUCGAAGCCAGGGUACAUUGUGCUGACUUUCUUCCUGUUAGUGCUAAGCCUUGGGACUGCGGUCUGGUGUUGGCGGAUGAACAACGAGAAGUCAGCUGACCCAGCUGCCACCCCCACGGGCCCAGUGGAAGAAAGUCCGUCUGACCCACAGUACACUGAGAUCUUGAGGAGUCCCCCAGAAGGUAAUGACCAGGCCCUACGUCACCUGGAAAAUAACACAGAGCGGAGCCCACAGAAAGAGCCUUUAAUCACCACAAUCUACGACCAGCUCCAAAGGACCCCCGAGAAUACAUCCGAGGAGGUCACAUAGGCCCCCAGGAACCAGAUGUGGUGGCGUAUCAGAGCUUACCAAGGGCUUUGAAGUGCACCGUGUGCCCCACUCAAACUCUGUAGCUGAACGGUCUCAGUUCCACCCACAAACCCCAAUGGAAGAAGACACCUUCUCCAGCUCCGGAGCCCGCCUUGCGACGCUUCCCCACCCCCGCGUUGUUUCAGAACCUCGUGUGUGAAGCCCUCAGCAACUGUUUUGGGAAGGAGGAACCUGAGUGAAGGCGGAGGAGCAGACUCUGGGAGGGAACAGGAGCCCGUGUUUCCAUGGUUGGUGCACUGGCCUCCAGCAGGGGCAGAAUCCCGCCAUCCACUGAGGAGCGGAGGGUGGUGAGAGGGCACGUGCCACGGUGCAAAAUGGCCCGUGCCAAGAAGGAAACCGCUCACGUCUGAGCCUGGCCCGCUAGCUGCAUGACUGUGGAGAAGCAACGUCGGAAAAUGGGCUCCCCCGGGAUGGAGGCAUCCUUCUGGCUGUGUGAUGCUGCAGGGCUGUGGGCUGUGAGGGACUUGGAUGCACCAUGUAUUUAUUUAUCUAUUCUGUUUGAUAAUGCUAGCCCUGCAAGGUCGAUGUACAUGUGACUGAGACAUUGGAUCCGGGGGCCUGUUUUCUUUGUGAUCCUUGGAGGAAGGGAAGUUUUCUAAAGUAGAAAUAGGAACAGAUGGUGCUGUGCCUUGCAGGGAGGGGAACUAUAGGGGGGGGAGAGGAAGGUAGGAGGGUGUCUGAAUUAGUGACUGACUGAGGGUACUGGGGAUUGACUGAGUAAAGGGCAGUCAGAUUGCAGUUUGCCGCAAAACAUUCUGGAUCCUGUGGAAGAAAUAAAAGCAAAAUUUCCCUGCAUGCCAAAUACCCCAAGACAGAAAGGCGCAGGGGCAAAGCCACACGUAGCCGGCAGAAAAGCAGCACAGAAUAUCAAGCUCGCAGCAGGCUCUUCCCAGGGCUAUUCUGGCUGAGACUGGGGCGGGAAGGUGUUGAGGAAGAUCCGGGGAGCUGAGGGUGACUUGGCAGAAGUGAUAUUAAUGAGAGACAAACUGACCGGGUUAAAGAGUCAGGGCUAGAUUCUGCCACUCUCGCCUUCACCUGCUGGGAUCGCUAGGAUUGCUCGGAGCAAGGUGCCACUGAAAGUGAGCCAGGGCGGUAGAACCUGGCCGUGGGGAAGGCCCUGAAGCUCAAGCUGAGGGGCACAAGCUGCAGGGCAGAGCUGAGCCCUGCCAUGAGCAACCUCAAGAAAGAAUCGGAGUCGGGAGUCUGUUUCCAGCCCUUCCUGCCCCCCAGAGCAAUUCAAUAAGUUACUGCAGUCACUGAAAGGGAGCAUGUGUCCGCUUGCUUAUAGGGGUAAUGUCUAGGGCGGGGCGCCCCGAGAUCUGGAAGGUCUUACUCUUCCCCCUUACACCCCUACUUGGCCAAGGAAGAGAAGGACACAGUCUAGCAGGAGGGAAUUACCGGGAGGGACAAUGAGCGUGUCUUGUAUUGGCCUGAAGAUGCUACACAGGAUGGUGGUUCCCUGUAGAGGUGAAUGGCAGAGGUGUGGGUGUUAGUGAGGGGUAGCUAGCCCCACGGUGUUCUGUUACUGGGCGCCUGGCCUUGCUGUCACUACAUCAAAGGGGUAAUUGUGAUUUGGCAUCUGUACCACCCCCCUGCUGUUCACAGCACUCACACCAUGGAAACCCUCUCCGAGAGCUGCUAAGCAACCCUCAGACAUUAAAGGACCUGGAAGACCAGCACAAAGUGGCCCUGUGUUCCAGGAAAGUUCCCCUUUAAGUUCAGAGAAGCUCUUCAGAGGAGAAAUCAUCAAAAGCCCAAAAAUCUUUCAGGGGCCGGGGGAGAGGAAAAGAAAACCUGCUGCCGGAUUUGGUUGGGCAGCUGGGAUCAGGAUUGUUAGGCUCUCUAGUGACACAUGCAAGAUGGGGAGAGUUGGGCAGCCCACGGUGAUCCCGGACCCACCUCCCACACACUAACUGGGAAAAGCUCUGGUGGGGGAAGGCAGCGUUGGUCUAGUGCUUGGAGGAUUGCCGUGCUUCCUUUCUCCUGUCUGUCCUGUCUAUUGACACUGGGGAUUGACUGUCUAGUCGAGCAGAGCCUCGGCCCUCAUCUCAGUGGGCGACUCCAGGCGUUCUUGUAAUAUAACUGAAAACAGAGCAGGAGCCUCUCUUGGGAAAUCUGAAGGUGGUUUCUGUGUGUGGAGAAGUAGCCCCCUCCGCUGAAGUGUUUCCAAGUCUGCUUUUGCCCUGGCUUCAGUCCCCGGUUAGAUUAGUCUGUCCAAUAAAGCAUCGGAUGAUUUGUGCUAUUUUCAUGUAAAUAUAAGGAAAUGUAUGCAAAUUUACAACCAA